Histoplasma capsulatum G186AR is the source of this 2130-nucleotide messenger RNA. RefSeq names its product asparagine synthase. Gene Ontology annotation, molecular function: asparagine synthase (glutamine-hydrolyzing) activity. The transcript has 3 exons. Bases 1 to 2130 code for a protein of 709 amino acids. Gene Ontology annotation, cellular component: cytosol. The record is from RefSeq and is a predicted model, not a curated record. Lineage: Eukaryota; Fungi; Ascomycota; Eurotiomycetes; Onygenales; Ajellomycetaceae.
AUGUGCGGCAUUACGGCAAGUAUUGCCCUGCCUCUAGGCCGUGGGUCAGGAGAUGCUAGUGGUAGCACCCACCCCACUGUUGAGUCUCUGACUUGCAAACUUCAAGCAUCGCUUGAGAAAAUAAAACACCGUGGACCGGAUGGCUCUGGCGUUUGGGUCAACGUGGAUGGCAGUGUUGGACUUGGUCAUUGCCGACUUUCCAUCAACGAUCUGACCCCCAGCGGCGCGCAACCGCUCUCCAGCGAUGACGGGCAAAUCCACGCCAUUGUCAACGGCGAGAUCUACGACUUUGACCGUCUACGGGACAUAUGUGCCACAACUCACGGCUAUAAAUUCCAUGGUCAAAGCGACAGCGAACUCGUCCUAGCUCUCUACAAAAUCUACGGCUGUCCGGAGUUUUUCAAACACCUACGGGGUGAAUUUGCAUUUGUGCUCUACGACAGCCGCGAGGGAUGCGAAAAGGUGAUUGCUGGGAGAGAUAGGUUUGGAAUUAAACCACUGUAUUGGACGACUGUUGGUGAUAGAAUACUGCUGGCAGCGGAGUCAAAAGCGUUCUUGCCGUUAGGCUGGAAGCCCGAAUGGGAUGUUGCGUCUAUUGUCGAGAGCGGUUGGAGUGUUGACGACAGAACAUAUUUCAAAGGUGUCAAAAAGGUGCCACCGGGACAUUGGCUUGAAAUAUCCAAAACGGGGGUUGAAAUACAUCAAUACUGGGAUUCAGCCUAUGUAGACAAGACCAAACCUGACGCGCGGAGCAUUGAUGAAAUGGUAAUUCAAGUCCGCGAGCGGCUGGUUGAGGCGGUCCGGCUGCGACUUCGCGCGGACGUUCCUGUUGGCGUAUAUCUAUCAGGCGGUAUCGACUCUUCUUCUAUUGCAGGAAUCGCAACGCAUCUUGCGAAACAAGACCAUGUCAAAAUCGGCAGCCAAGCAGCAACGAGAGUGGCGUGCUUUAGCGUGGAGUUUCCAAAGAAGUCGGGCUAUGAUGAGUCGGAUGUCGCUGAUCGGACAGCCAAAUGGUUGGGGGUUGAAUCUAUUAAGAAGGUCGUUGACGAAGCCACCCUAGCGGAAAACUUUACUGACGCGGCAUACCAUUGUGAACACCACAAUAGCGAUCUCAACUUUGUCGCGAAGUUUGCAUUAUCGACGCUUCCACAAGAGAAUGGGGUCAAAGUUGUCCUCACAGGUGAGGGAGCUGACGAACUCUUCGCGGGAUACGCCUACUUUCCGCAGGACCUCCUGCUGGAACCGGACCAAACUCAACCGGACUCACUACUCUCAUCGGGUGAGUUCCACCAGCAGCUGCGAAAGAAAGUCUUUGACGAGACAAACGCUAUUUUCCGCAUGUUCGGAGUCCCCAUUCACGGUGGAAACGGAGAUGAUGAAUUUCUUUCUGACGCCAACGGCUGCACAAUGCCUAGGGUAAUAUCGAUGAUGGCACAACCAUCUGCAGAGAUUUACUCAUCAUGGACACGCGACGGUAACCAUGCGUACGAUAUCAGGAAGACGGUAAUGGCAUCGCAUUCACGUGAAGUCCGGGCCAAGAUGCGCUCAACAUGGCAUCCGCUGCACACAUCCCUCUACAUGUGGAAUAAAAGCGGCCUGCCCAACAUUAUCAUCCCAGGUUUGGGAGACCGCGUCGAAAUGGCCCACAGUGUUGAGGGACGCACACCAUUCCUGGAUCAUAUCCUCACUGAGUACGCGGACGGUCUUCCCCCAAGUGUCAAAAUCGCCUAUACCCCCAAACAAGCGACGGCGGCUCUCCAGAACGGCGAACUUUGGGACCAUGCCGGUUCGGUCCUGCAGUCGAUGACAGAGAAAUGGAUCCUGCGUGAGGCGGUUCGGCCGUACAUUACGGACGAGGUAUACCGAAUGAAGAAACGACCGUUUAUGGCGCCUGUAACCUGGCCCAAAAAGGGGCCCCUGCACUGCUUGUUUGAAAAGCUAUUGACUCGUGAUGCUGUUGAAAACCUGGGCUUUGUCGAUUACAGUGUAGUCGAACGGGCCCUAGGUCGAGCAUUCGGUGAUAACGCAGAUAGAACGGCGUUCCGUACAUUAAUAUGUGCUGGUUCGUGGGUUGCUCUUUCACAACGGCUGGGUGUCAAAAGGGCAGAGGAGGCGGACAAUAUUCGUUGA